UGUGUCUCUAAGCCAUCGACGGAGCUAGCGAGCAUAGCUGACCGGAGAGAUCUGCUAACUUCUUUUAAGCUGCGAUCAACCAAAAAUCUCUGAAGCAGUUCAACGCAGACGGAAUCACAAACCUAACUAGGAUGGAGAUUGAGAUAGAGAAACAACAACACUAGCUAAAGAAGCUCGAAUCAAGCGAAACGAUAGCGCCUUGUCAAGAGAUUAUAACAGACUGAAGUUGAAAUGUUCAAAUCCAAGGCUUCCGUUCGUUUCAGAGCGAUCAUUCUUCUUCAGGUUAUCAUCUAUGCAGUAAAUGUUGCAUCCGAUUUAUCAAAUACCACAACAAUACAUAGCAAUAUGAAUGGAUAUCGGCCUUUAUGUGCAUGCCAUCAAUGUAUUGGUACAAAGGACCUAGGUGUUGUGAAGCCUUUAUCAGCUAGCGAGCCUCUAGAUGAGAAUGAUAUAGAUAUUAUCGUGGCAUUCAGCGACACUUACGGCAUGUUUAAAACUAGGAAUGUGAAAUCCAGGGACCUUUCAGCUUCCUGGGUCUGGAAAUCCCCGACGGACAAGGAUUAUGAACAGAAAACAAGUUCCAAGAGUCAAGAACAUCCAGUUCAGGGUGAAACAACUUCAGUAGAUGAUGCUCAUCAAUCUGGUGAUGACACUACAAAGUGGCCUACAUCUUCUCCUAUGAACCCCGUGAAACUCAAGCGUCGGGCACUUCGAGAAGAGAGGAAGAAACUGCGAUCCGAGUAUCUGUCCAGGCAAGACAAAGACAUUGACAGCCAAAUGGACGCAGCUGCCAUUCAAAGAACAGAGGAGUUUGACACGACAAUGAAAGGAAGAUACAGUAUAUGGAGAAUAGAAUAUGCAAAUCCGAAUUCUGAUUCUAUUGUUAAACUUAUGCAUGAUCAGAUCGUCAUGGCAAAGGCUUAUGCUACAAUCGCAAAAGCUAAGAAUGAAACUUUUCUAUAUGAUUCCCUAAUAAAAUCUUACCGAGAAAGCCGACUUGCCAUUGAAGAAGCUAGUUCUGAUGCAGAACUUCCACCUAGUGCACUUGUUCAAGCAAAAGCAAUGGGUCGCAUUCUUUCUCUAGCCAAGGACCAACUAUAUGACUGCCUAGUUGUGGCUAGGAAGUUGAGGGCUAUGCUGCUAUCUACUGAAACUAAUGUAAACACGCUGAAGAAAAAGAGCGCGUUCCUGAUCCAGUUAGCUGCAAAAACCGUCCCAAAACCACUUCAUUGUCUCUCUCUGCAGCUGACAGCGGAUUAUUACCUGCAGGAAUUUGAAAGCAAAGGGUUUCCUUAUGGAGAGAGGAUUGAGGAUCCGUCACUAUAUCAUUACGCUAUAUUUUCAGACAAUGUGCUAGCGACAUCUGUGGUGGUUAACUCUACUGUACAACAUGCUAAGGAACCGGAAAAGCAUGUAUUCCAUAUAGUAACGGAUAAACUGAACUUUGCAGCAAUGCGAAUGUGGUUUCUAGUUAAUCCACCUCCAGGUGUAUCGAUCCAAGUGGAGAAUGUCGAUGAUUUUAGCUGGCUUAAUUCUUCUUAUUGCCCUGUUCUUCGUCAACUUGAGUCUGCUAGAGUUAAGGAGUAUUAUUUCAAGGCAAAUCAGGCUUCUUCACUGUCGGUUGGUUCUGAUAAUCUGAAGUAUAGGAAUCCAAAGUAUUUGUCCAUGUUGAAUCAUCUUAGGUUUUACCUUCCUGAAGUUUAUCCAAAGCUGGAAAAGAUAUUGUUUCUGGAUGAUGAUUUAGCUGUUCAGAAGGAUCUGACACCUCUUUGGUCUGUUGAUCUACAAGGAAUGGUGAAUGGUGCUGUGGAGACUUGUAAGGAGAGCUUCCACAGGUUUGACAAGUACUUGAAUUUCUCUAACCCGAAGAUAUCAGAUAAUUUUGAUCCAAACUCGUGUGGAUGGGCGUUUGGCAUGAACAUGUUUGAUCUUUUGGAAUGGAGGAAGCAAGACAUCACAGGAAUAUAUCAUCAUUGGCAAGAGAUGAACGAGGACAGAACACUUUGGAAACUGGGAACAUUGCCACCGGGACUAAUAACAUUUUACAACCUGACACACCCACUCGACCGAAGCUGGCAUGCUUUAGGACUCGGGUAUGAUCCUGCCCUUAAUCAGACAGAAAUUGAAAAUUCUGCUGUGGUCCACUAUAAUGGUAAUUACAAGCCAUGGUUGGAUCUUGCAAUCUCCAAAUACAAGUCAUACUGGUCUAGAUAUGUAAUGUUAAAUAACUCUUAUCUUCAACUUUGCAACAUCAAUUACUAAUGCCCUCCUCCUCCAUAUUUUACAAUGAAAAUAUGUUCCCUUAUCCUUUUCCAUGUCAAACAUAAGAUCAAAAUUACCCUUUCUAAACAAAUAUAGUCAGUACUCUGUCAGGCUGUCAGCCUAUUAUUAUACUUUAUUUUUUUUUAUUGAGAAUCAUAGGUGGUGUUGAUAUUGAUGUAUAUGAAUACUACACUUU
This is a messenger RNA of Impatiens glandulifera, 2458 nucleotides long. RefSeq names its product probable galacturonosyltransferase 3. The transcript has 10 exons. The record is from RefSeq and is a predicted model, not a curated record. Gene Ontology annotation, molecular function: polygalacturonate 4-alpha-galacturonosyltransferase activity. The coding region runs from base 232 to 2262 and encodes 676 amino acids. NCBI's taxonomy places the organism in Eukaryota, Viridiplantae, Streptophyta, Magnoliopsida, Ericales, Balsaminaceae.